Messenger RNA from Petromyzon marinus (sea lamprey), 1458 nucleotides. It is a transcript of the gene IER3IP1, whose product is annotated as immediate early response 3 interacting protein 1. Lineage: Eukaryota; Metazoa; Chordata; Hyperoartia; Petromyzontiformes; Petromyzontidae. The record is from RefSeq and is a predicted model, not a curated record. Gene Ontology annotation, biological process: endoplasmic reticulum to Golgi vesicle-mediated transport. Gene Ontology annotation, cellular component: endoplasmic reticulum membrane; COPII-coated ER to Golgi transport vesicle; Golgi membrane.
AGCUGGCGGAAGUGACGCCGUCGCCCCGCCCCCGCGUGACGUCACCGGCGUGCCAACAUGGCCUUCACGCUGUACGCGCUGAUCCAGGCGGCGCUGCUCUGCGUCAACGCCGUGGCGGUGCUCAACGAGGAGCGCUUCCUCGCCAAGGUCGGCUGGGCGACUGAGCAGAGUGUGGGUGGCUUUGGAGACGAACCUGGCAUAAAGUCGCAACUGAUAAACCUCAUCAAGUCGGUCCGGACGCUCAUGCGAAUACCACUUAUUGCUAUGAACACGGUGACGAUCGUUCUACUGCUGCUGUUUGGAUGAGUGGAAUCGACCCAAAAUGAAGAGACUUGCAGCCAAGAAACAUGAGACUUGUUGAACAUUUCCAUUACCUACUCUGUUUUGGUGUGUUUUUUGUCUAACUAUACGUGCAAUGAAAUGCAGCCUACCCAAGUUUUAUUUCUGAUGUAAAAUUAGGAAUUGCACAAUCGGUUAAUGUAUUCGGGAACAAAUGUCUUGAUGUAUUGCCUUUUUUGAUAGUGCAAUUCGAUCAGAUAAGCAAUUCAAGUAUCCGUUUACAGUCACAUUGAAUAAAGCAUACUUCAUCAAUCAGAAAAUGUAAGACAAGGCCUAUUAAACGAAUUAAGAAUAAAGUCGCAAGUUACUUUUUAUUUUCUUGCUUUGUCAUUAUUUCCUGUUGGAAGCUUAACCAUGUAAUUGUUUUAGACGUGGGGUAUUGGGAGACGAGAAUUAAGUUUAGGUUCAGUCACUUCAUGUUUUAUUACAUAAAAGGUUUGUAUAUUAAGCUUGCAAUCCAUGAAAACAUUACAUGAACGUCUUUUGUUAUAUGUACAUAUAAAUGUAAUUACACUUUAUACCACUCAUUCAUUACAGAUUAGACAACACUUUUGUUUUAUGUAGUCGAACACAUGACUUGCAAGAACGCAUGGUAUUUUAAUAUGAAAUAAACUUCAGCUUCACACUGAUACUUCUGAAGUAAUCUACACAUAUGCUUUCGAAUAUCAUGGUUGCAUUAUAGUAUAUAUUAUUAAAAUGUACAUGAACAUUAUAAUCAAGUGUGAUUCUAAAUAUCAAUGAAUAAAACGACAUCACAAACUAGAUGAGAAAUACAUGUUUCAACAAAAUAUAAAACUCCGUGGGCGUCGAGGCGAUAUACCUUGGCUUGCAAGAAGGUGGUACUGUACAACAAAUGUGGACUCCACCUGUUUCACAAUAUUUCCCAUCACGCGUGGGUUUUUCCCAUGUGCUCCAAUUUCCUCCCAUGUGUAAACACUCAAUACAGGUUGAGUUUCACUUUUUGUAAACUAGUAGGAUAAAAGUCGUCUUGGUGAGUUAUUCGUAUUUUCUGCAUCUAUGUUAAAGGUUUUUUCGGAGAUUAUUUGAACUUUUGUUACCUAUUUUUGGUGUAAAAGGGUCUACACUUGUUUACAACAUGAUUAAAAUUCCAGGAAUUGA